This is a messenger RNA of Sinocyclocheilus rhinocerous, 2088 nucleotides long. RefSeq names its product egl nine homolog 1-like. Gene Ontology annotation, cellular component: nucleus; cytoplasm. Lineage: Eukaryota; Metazoa; Chordata; Actinopteri; Cypriniformes; Cyprinidae. Gene Ontology annotation, biological process: cellular response to hypoxia; peptidyl-proline hydroxylation to 4-hydroxy-L-proline. The record is from RefSeq and is a predicted model, not a curated record. The transcript has 5 exons. Gene Ontology annotation, molecular function: peptidyl-proline 4-dioxygenase activity; L-ascorbic acid binding; ferrous iron binding. The coding region runs from base 403 to 1395 and encodes 330 amino acids.
UGCAGGACACCGGCCCUCCAGGACCGAGUUUGGGCACCCCUGCUUUACACCUUUACGCGAAAGCAGUAACACAAUUUCACACUCAUCCCGCCUUCAGUGUGUGUGUGAAUGAAAUGAGGCGGGGCCUAUUUAUCAGCUCUGAACCCUAGGCCACGCCCACGCGACUGACGUCAGAGGUUUGGCUCGUACUGGCGACGUGCGGAACGCAGACCGACACAAGCAAGGAGGAGCGCGGCGCGCAAGCAGCGGGAUGGAGCUCGCGCGGCACGAUCCCAAACCCAGCCGUUUGUUUAACGGAGAAAGCGUGGAUAUUGCUGUGUGAUGAAACGGACCCCGCUGUUCGUUUACAGUUGUUGAGGCUGACGCGAAGGACUGGAUUUAAAGGGCCAGCCGCACGCGAACAUGGACCGAUGCGCUACGGUUCUGGAUCCGGACCAGGAUAAACAGUUUUGCGAGCUGUGUGGAAAGAUGGAAAACCUUUUAAAGUGCGGUCGGUGCCGGAUCUCUUUCUACUGCAGCAAGGAGCAUCAGAAACAGCACUGGAAAAAACACAAACUCACCUGCAGAGAGGCUGACAAGACCAAAACUGUGCCUCAAACGCCUCAUCAGCAGGAGAAAACAACUGAUCCAGACAGAAAACAGCUGAUCACCGGAAGCUCAGAAGCUGACAGCAGUACCACCAAACCCCAAACCCACAAACUGGCCACUGAGUAUAUAGUCCCAUGCAUGAACAAACAUGGCAUUUGUGUAGUGGACAACUUUCUGGGUGAAGACAUCGGGCUGUCCAUACUGGAGGACGUGAAAGCUCUCCAGCAGACUGGUAAAUUCACUGACGGACAGCUGGUGAGUCAGAAAAGUGACUCUACUAAGGACAUAAGGGGGGAUCAAAUCACUUGGAUCGAGGGGAAGGAGCCUGGAUGCGAGAAGAUCUGCUUCUUGAUGAGUCGCAUGGAUGACCUGGUCAGGAAUUGCAAUGGAAAACUGGGAAACUACUCAAUAAAUGGAAGGACAAAAGCGAUGGUGGCAUGUUAUCCGGGUAAAGGCUCUGGUUAUGUGCGCCAUGUGGACAACCCGAAUGGAGAUGGGAGAUGUGUCACAUGCAUAUAUUACCUUAAUAAGAAUUGGGAUGCCAAGGAAAAUGGGGGUGUAUUGCGGAUAUUUCCAGAGGGUAAAGCUCAGUUUGCGGACAUCGAACCCAAAUUUGACCGCUUGGUUUUAUUCUGGUCUGAUAGAAGAAACCCUCAUGAGGUCCAGCCUGCGUAUGAUACAAGAUAUGCCAUUACCGUGUGGUAUUUUGAUGCUGAUGAGCGGGCGAGAGCUAAAGAAAAGUACCUAACAGGUGCAGGUGAAAAAGGAGAGAAGGUGGAGCUAAACAAGCCGUCUGAACCAAGCUAAUCAAAUGAUCAUUAAUCCAGAUUUUUCCUGGUUACCAGCUGCGUGGAAAAAAAAAGAAGAAGAGCGAGUCGGAAAAGGCUGCGGGUGUCUGUGACGAGAAAGGAGCAGAAGAUUGAAUUAAUAGAGAUUAAAAGCUCUGCAGAAUUCAACCACAUUUCCCCGAAAACCAGCUAAACUUUAAAUAUGACUCUGUUGGUUUAAUUUUAGUUUUAAAAGGUACAGUACUCUGUAUUACAUUUACAUUAACGCUUCUCAUGUGACUGGAGUCACAGUGCUUCUGAGGAAUGUUUAAAAAGCCUUUUGUUUUUGCUUCUGGGAAGAGUUCCUGCAUUUUGACCUGAUCUUUGUGAAUCAAGCUUGCACAUCCAUGCAUGUUAUUUCUCAUAACUGCACCAGAACAGAUCGGAUCAUCUAUUCAUAUUGAAAUACAGCCAAUGCCCGCGAGGUAGUGAACUUUCGGCAUGUUUAUUCAGGACUGUGUGCUGGCAGAUGCAUCAUGGGAAUGUCAUCUGCAAUUCUACAGCUUUACGUUCUUACAUGCACUAGGUCAGUGCGAGUCCAGUAUUGAGCGUUAUUGUCUGUCAUGACCUGCACGUUAUUGUCUAAUUUGGACAAAAUUAAAGCCUGUUUGCUUUUUAGAUUUUCUGUGGAAUUUCUGUGCUGUCCAAGUUAAGUCAUGUGCUUAAACUGAAU